Molecule: messenger RNA, 1293 nt
Organism: Drosophila ananassae
Lineage: Eukaryota; Metazoa; Arthropoda; Insecta; Diptera; Drosophilidae
Product: guanine nucleotide-binding protein subunit beta-like protein 1
Exons: 3
Coding region: 119-1090 (323 amino acids)
Molecular function (GO): protein binding
Source: RefSeq, a predicted model, not a curated record
GCACCGAGCGUUUUACCACACUCCCCAGCAGUUGCAUGCUGUUGCCCAACACCUGUACACAAAAUCAAAACAAAAACAUCUUUUAAUUAAUUAAAUUAAGGAGAAAAUUAAAGAGAGAAUGGCUGUGCUACCACCAGAUCCUGUGUUCAGUCUUAGAUCGCCCGAUAUGGGCGCCGUAAACUCACUUUGUUUCCAGGAAUCCGAACGCCUGCUGGCGGGAACCAUCAAAGGCAGUGUCUUUCUAUGGGAUUUACAGACCAAUCGCUCCGCCCUCCAUUUCGAGGUGGGGCCCGAUCCCAUAACCAGCCUGCACCACACAACCGACAGACUUAUCACUCAGGAAAAGGGCGGCACCAUUUCCAUGUUCUCCAUCGGCAGCGGCAGCUAUGUUAAAGAGCGCAGCAUUCCAGGAAAUCACCUGGGAUACUGCAGAUCGGCCCUCCACACCAGCACCAGUAACACCAGCGAGCAGCUCCUCUUCUAUCCUUGCGAGGAGUCGGCCAUCGGAGUGCUCCAUGUGACAGAUUCUUCGGCCCCAACGCAGAUGCUAGUGCCCGACGACCCACAACUGCCCAAACUGGGAAGUGUAACCUGCUUCAAGCCCUUCGAAUGUGCAUCCCAGCUCUUCUUGCUUGCCGGCUACGAGUCGGGACACUUUUUGACCUGGGACAUUAGCUCUGGAGUGAUCCUGGACGUGCUAGAGCUGGCCACUGAUGCCAUGGCCGUGGACUACGACCCCAUUACAAAUCGCGGCAUUGUUGGAGGUGCCUCCGAUAAGCUGGUCAGCUUUAGUUAUCAACGACCGUCGAUGCAACUGCAGCGCGGCUCGGAGCUUAGCAUCAAGAAUCCUGGAGUAAACUGUGUUCGAAUUCGAUCGGACCAGAAGGUGUUUGCCAGCGGCGGCUGGGACGGGCGCAUUCGCAUUUUCUCAUGGAAGAGCCUCCGACCGUUGGCCGUGCUCACGCAGCACAAGCAGGGCGGUGUCAUGGACCUGGUCUACUCCAAUCAACCGGUAUCCAUGUGGCACGCAAAUAUCAUGGCAGCAGCUGGCAUGGACAGCCAGAUAUCGCUUUGGGACCUCUACAACUGAACUUUGUAUUAGCUAUAAGUGUUAAAGUUUUGGUUUUUUAGAUACGUUUGACUGGAACGAUUUUGACAUCCUUUUGAAAUUAUCUUAAGUAGUUGAUUUCCUCUCUGAAGAAAAGGUUUUUGAAGUUUACCGUUUUAAGUACAUGAAAUCAUUUUGUGAAAAACAUAUUAAAAUGGUUAAAUACCAUUUCAUAAAAUCCAGAA